AUGGCCUGGGAGGCCACAUACCUGUUAUCUGCCAUCCUAUUGGUGUUCCUGGCCUCAGGCUCCUGGGCACAGGGCACAGUGGUUCUUCAAACAGUGGAGGGCCAGACCAUUUUUGUGGACUGCAAGUAUGAUCCCAGCCAACGCUUCAAGGAGAAGAUCUGGUGUCAGCAAGCACCAGAAGAAACUUGUAAAAUCUUAGUGUCGAGUUUAGGCAGAGAUGCUCAGCGAUCACGAUACUUCAUCCAGGACCAUGCUGUAUCUAACUUCUUCACAGUCACCAUGACUGCACUGAAGAUGAGAAACUCCGGUCUCUAUUACUGUGGGAUCCUAGAAAGUCAUAGAGAAAUCUCUGUUCUCAGAAGCGUCCACCUGGUGGUGUCAAAAGCUCCAACCACACGCAAGACUUCCUGGAUGACAACAGCCCUGGCCUCUGCUACCAGCCCUGUCGUUGACAGUCCCCCAGAUAACUGGAUGUGGAAGGUCAUCAUUGGUGGUGUAGCAGUGGCUAUCCUGCUGGUGCUGGGACUUGUCGUCCUUGUGGUCCUGUACCUCAGGAAUGCUCGAGGAAAAGCCCAGAAAGUUGAGAACAAAUGUCACCAUAUCUAUGAAGACUUUCCAGGUCAGAAGGAAGAAACCACUGGAUUCAAUCAGCAGAUCCUCUCCAGUGAUGAUACUGAGACCAUCUGCUAUGCUUCCCUCAUCCACCUCAACCACGUGAGCCCUCAGGACUCCAUCUCUAGCAACUCCCAUCCCGACCCAAAACUGUCUGUGGAAUAUGCUAGCAUCUCUAGAAGCCGACUCCAGUCUUCCAAGGCAGCUGCCCUGGAGGUGGAGCCUGGGAACUGA
Molecule: messenger RNA, 846 nt
Organism: Cricetulus griseus (Chinese hamster)
Lineage: Eukaryota; Metazoa; Chordata; Mammalia; Rodentia; Cricetidae
Source: RefSeq, a predicted model, not a curated record